AUGGCUGGCCUUGUCCACAUCGUUGUUGGUAUGUUGAUAUUAUGCUUCCACAAUGCGAGAAGUGUACCAACCGUCAGCACGGACCAAUCCUCGAUGAAAAGAGAGCAGCGAGUUACAGCGCUGGAAAGAACAAUUCAGGGACUUCAGUCUCAGAAUCAGCAAUUAGUGGAUUGUGUGAUGAACAUAUCGUCAGACUAUUUCGAAACUGUCAACUGCGCAAAGAAGAUAGUCACAGCAGGCCUCUCUUUCGGAAGGACUGUAAUGUUCUACGCCCAGCUGUCCCGCAGGUUAUACAGUGUAGCCGUAGAACAGGGCAUGGUGUUUGACACCGUUGUGACAAAUGUUGGGAAUUGCUACAGUGGCAACACUGGUGUCUUUACCUGCUGCAGGUCUGGCAUGUAUUUCAUCACCUGGACUAUUGACGUCAAAGCAGGGACUUAUAUCAAUACAGAACUGAUGAUGAAUACGUCAUCCAUUGCUUUCAAUCGUGGCGUUGAUGCUAACAAUCUUUCUACCGCAAUUUGA
Messenger RNA from Pecten maximus, 525 nucleotides. RefSeq lists its product as uncharacterized. Gene Ontology annotation, molecular function: protein binding. The record is from RefSeq and is a predicted model, not a curated record. The coding region runs from base 1 to 525 and encodes 174 amino acids. Lineage: Eukaryota; Metazoa; Mollusca; Bivalvia; Pectinida; Pectinidae. The transcript is spliced from 3 exons.